Messenger RNA from Cicer arietinum (chickpea), 1073 nucleotides. Its product is annotated as protein TIC 22-like, chloroplastic. Lineage: Eukaryota; Viridiplantae; Streptophyta; Magnoliopsida; Fabales; Fabaceae. Gene Ontology annotation, biological process: protein transport. Gene Ontology annotation, cellular component: chloroplast. The record is from RefSeq and is a predicted model, not a curated record.
AACCUUUCUUCGGAACAAAGCAUUCAAUAUCCUUCCCUCCCAACAGUACAUUUCUCUGCACAACCGCAAAAUGAAUUUCGACAAUUUCCACAAAGCAUUAUCGGAAUUUCAAAGCCACUGCAGUAAUCUAGUCCAGAAUCUCACCACUAACCUUAACCGUCGCCCAAACCCUAUUCCAUGGGCCCGGAUAGCCCAAAACGCUACCAGGCCCAUGUCAACGGAGGUAAUCGAACAGCGUCUUGAAGGCGUUCCCGUUUACGCCCUCAGCAACGCCACAGAUGAGUUCUUGUUGGUUUCCGGUGCUUCCACCGGUAAAAAUAUUGGACUCUUUUGCUUCAAAAAAGAGGACGCUGAAGCGCUCCUUCAUCAAGUAACCACUAUUGACCCUCAAAUGCCUCAAGGUUCCAGAGUCGUUCCCGUUGCUCUCAACAAGGUAUUUCAACUCAAGGUAAAUGGUGUUGCCUUCAGAUUGAUACCUGAGUUCUCUCAAGUCAAGAAUGCGCUGCAUGAGAGGGAAAAAUCUGGCUUUCCUUCUGGUGACUUUUUUGGCGUUCCAGUUUUCCAGUCCAGAAGUCUGGUAUUGCAGAGCCAGAAUAAGAAAUAUCGUCCACUUUUCUUCAGAAAGGAGGACUUGGAAAAUUCACUUGAAAGGGCAUCUGGUCAGCUGAAUAGAAUAAAACAUGCUAAUGGACAAGGGGACAUUGAGGUAACUGCUCUAGAGGAUGUAAUAAAGGAAAUGAAGGAAAAUUCUACAUCGAAAUGGGAUGAUGUUAUUUUCAUACCUCCUGGAUUUGAUGUUUCAGCCAACCCCAAUCGGCAAUAGUGCAGGAUGAUUUAUAGAUAAAAUUGAUCAGUCAUGUCACCUUACUUCUAGUAUUAGCUUCUAGGUUUAAGGCAAGGCACAUGACAAAAACUUAUUUAGGUUUAUUACAUGACAAUCUUCUGACUGCAAAUGCAUACUCUUAAUCUUAAAUACUAACUUCCAUAUGAAAUGUUAAUGGAUAGUUUGUAUUUUUCAUUUUCUUCUUUGUUUUCAUCAUCACAAUUUUGAAUGAAACGCUUUCUUCUUUCCA